Messenger RNA from Nerophis lumbriciformis (worm pipefish), 1038 nucleotides. The record is from RefSeq and is a predicted model, not a curated record. NCBI's taxonomy places the organism in Eukaryota, Metazoa, Chordata, Actinopteri, Syngnathiformes, Syngnathidae.
AUGGCGUCAACGAAUGAAACGGACUCUCGCCAACAGGACAAGAUCAAGAAAGGCGAUGUGCUCUUGGAGGUGCGCAACCUUAAGACGUACUUUCGCGGAGAGGAGGGCAUCGCCAAAGCGGUGGACGGAGUGAACUAUUCAGUCCUUUCUGGGCAGACCCUCGGCAUCGUGGGGGAGUCCGGUUGUGGCAAGAGUGUGACCGCGCUUUCGAUCCUGGGGCUGGUUCCCAUGCCCCCUGGGUUUCAUGCGGGCGGCGAGAUCUUGUUUCGCGGAGAAGACUUGUGCACGGCCUCGGAGGCUCGCAUGCGGCAAGUGCGCGGCAACGCCAUCUCGAUGAUCUUCCAGGAGCCGAUGACGGCACUCAACCCGGUGUUCACCGUCGGCAACCAGAUCAUGGAAACGGUCACGCUGCACCAAGGCAUGGACCAGGAUGCCGCGCGCAACCACGCCAUCGCCAUGUUGGAGAAGGUCGGUAUCCCCAGCCCUCGGGAACGGGUCGAUGAGUACCCGCAUCAACUUUCCGGUGGCAUGCGCCAGCGCGUCAUGAUCGCGAUGGCGAUGGCUUGCAGCCCGCAGCUCUUGAUUGCUGACGAGCCAACGACCGCAUUGGAUGUGACGAUUCAAGCUCAGGUGCUCGCCCUGAUCACCGAUCUUCAGGAGCGAGAAGGAAUGAGUGUUGUGCUGAUCACCCACGACCUUGGUGUCGUCGCUCAAACCACUGACCACGUCGCCGUGAUGUACGCUGGCAAAGUCGUCGAAUAUGGCGACGUGGAAUCGAUUUUCGGCGAGCCGCGUCAUCCCUACACGAUUGGACUCUUCCACUCCCUGCCAGAAUUGGCGGGGCCCGGCGAAAGGCUGGCGACGAUCGAUGGCAUCGUGCCCAGCGCGUUCCACUUUCCUAGUGGUUGCCGCUUCCGCACACGUUGUCCUCUAGCGUCCGAGAGAUGCGCGAGUGAGGAGCCAGCGCUCGUCGAAUUUGAAUCGGGUUCCGGACACACGGUGGCUUGCCACCACCUGGAAGAGGCGGAGAAGCUAUGA